This is a messenger RNA of Camelina sativa (false flax), 3167 nucleotides long. Lineage: Eukaryota; Viridiplantae; Streptophyta; Magnoliopsida; Brassicales; Brassicaceae. The record is from RefSeq and is a predicted model, not a curated record.
AUGAAAGGCUUCUGGAACUCGACGAGUAUUAUUCCUAAUAUUACUCUUUCUUUUAUUUUCUUUUUCAUUUGUUAUUUUGAAGACGUGCUUGCGGUUCCUCCUAUUAAGCAGCAUUUUCUGUGUCGUUCCGAACAAAGGGAUGCACUUUUCGCUUUUGAAAACGAGUUUGAGAUUGGGGAGCCUAAUUCUGAUUGUGUGGAUUUUAGCACUGAAUCUCAUUGGAAUAAGGAGUCAUGGGAGAAUAACAGCGACUGUUGUAGUUGGAAAGGUAUCAAGUGCAAUACCAAGUCUGGAGAAGUGGUCGAGCUAGACCUUAGCUGCAGCGGCCUCUAUGGCCGGUUUCAUUCCAAUAGCAGUCUUCAAAACCUUCAUUUUCUAACCACUCUUGACCUUUCAUAUAACGAUCUUACUGGCCAAAUCCCAGAUUCCAUUGGAAACCUUACUCAACUCACCUCUCUCCAGCUUUUUGGAAAUCAAUUCUCGGGUCAAAUCCCGUCUUCGAUUGGAAACCUUUUUCAUCUCACCUCUCUCAACCUUUUGGAAAACAAUCUCGAUGGUGAAAUCCCAUCUUCUUUUGGAAAUCUAAACCAGCUGACAGGAUUAAUCGUUGGUGGCAAUAAGCUCAGGGGCAACUUUCCCAUUGUACUAUUGAAUUUGACAGGGUUGUUAGAUUUAGAUAUCUCCAACAAUCAAUUCAGUGGUGCGCUUCCUCCGAAUAUCACUUCACUAUCAUACUUAGGAUCUUUUUUUGCAAGUUACAACGCUUUCACUGGAACUAUCCCUUCUACUCUCUUCACCAUUCCUUUUUUGGUUGUAUUUGAUUUGAGAGAUAACCAACUCAACGGCACUCUUGAGUUUGGAAAUACAUCUUCUUCACCAUCUAACCUACAAUAUUUAUCCCUUGGAAGCAACAACUUCAAAGGGUCAAUCCCGAGCUCCAUUUCUAAAUUUGUCAACCUGUGGUGUCUUGAGCUUUCUCAUUUCGACACCCAAGGCCGCCCAAUUGACUUUAGUAUCUUCUCGCAUUUCAAGUCACUCGAAUUUCUUGACCUAUCCUAUUUGAACUCCACCACUACGAUUGACUUGUUUUCAUAUUCCAAAAGCCUCUUGAUUUUAGAUCUCUCAUGCAACCAUGUUUCAACAACAAACAAGAUUUCAGUUUCAAAUCCCCCUCCACAGAAGAUAUACUCUUUGAGCUUAUCAGGCUGCGGUAUCACCGAGUUUCCAGAGCUCCUAAGAACCCUACAUGGAAUUGAAUUGCUAGAUAUCUCCAACAACAAAAUCCAAGGUCAAGUUCCUGGCUGGUUAUGGACUCUACCAAACUUGACGUACGUGAAUCUUUCCAAUAACACUUUCAUCGGUUUCCAGAGAUCAAACAAGAAACAAGGACUAUCCUCUCUUCGGAAACCAUCUUUGAGGCACUUGCUUGGCUCCAACAACAACUUCACGGGCAAGAUUCCUUCUUUCAUAUGCGAGUUACAUUCUCUAAACACUCUUGAUUUAUCUGAAAACAACUUUAACGGUACAAUCCCUCCUUGUUUGGGAAAUCUCAAUAGUACUCUUUCAGAUCUAAACCUUCGGCAGAAUAAUCUAAGUGGAGGUCUUCCAAAGGAUAUUUUUGAAAGAUUAAGGUCGUUUGACGUUGGUCAUAACCAACUUGUGGAAAAGCUUCCAAGAUCUUUGAUCCAUUUCUCUACUCUUGAAGUUUUGAACGUGGAAGGCAACAGAAUCAACGACACGUUUCCGCUCUGGUUGAGUUCUCUACAAAAGCUACAAGUUCUUGUCCUUCGCUCCAAUGCAUUCCAUGGCCCAAUACAUCAAGCCAUGUUCCCUCAGUUACGAAUCAUCGAUAUAUCACAUAAUCACUUCAAAGGAACUUUGCCAACAGAUUAUUUUGUGGAGUGGCCUGCUAUGUCAUCACUUGGGACAGACGAAAAUCGGCCGAAUGUCAAUUACAUGGGAGAUAAAUCAGGCUAUUACCAUGAUUCAAUGGUUUUGAUGAAUAAAGGUGUAGAGUUGGAGCUUGUACGUAUCUUAAAAAUCUACACAGCAAUCGACUUUUCGGGAAACAAAUUCGAAGGAGAGAUUCCAAAGUCCAUCGGUCUAUUGAAAGAGCUUCAUGUGCUCAACUUGUCAAACAAUGUAUUCACUGGCAGCAUCCCUUCAUCUAUGGGGAACCUGAAAGCUCUAGAGUCUUUGGAUGUUUCCCGAAACAAGCUUUCAGGAGAAAUUCCACAAGAGCUAGGGGAGCUCUCGUUCCUUGAAUACAUGAACUUCUCCCAUAACAAACUUACAGGCCUAGUACCAGGGGGCACUCAGUUUCUAACGCAGCCUUGCUCUGCUUUUGAGAACAAUAUGGGACUUUUUGGUCAUUCUUUUGACGAAGUUUGCAGAGAUAUUCAGACGCCAGCAUCGCAUCAACAGUAUAAAACACCGGAAUUAGAGGACGAAGACGAAGAGGUGAUUAGUUGGACAGCAGCUGCAAUAGGAUUCAUACCUGGUAUUUCCUUUGGAUUUACGAUUGGAUACAUAUUUCUUUCCUACAAACCAAAAUGGUUCAUGAACCCUUUCGCCGAGACAAAUGUAGAUGGAGUACAACUCACUAGAGAGACAGAGUCAGAAGUUCUACGGUUUGAUAACGUUUAAGAGCUCUCAUUGCUUCUCCAUUAUUCAACAAGGAUGGACACUUCAGGUGCCUCACCAAAACUAGCAAAGAUCUCUCUUUCUUAACGCAUUUUGCUUGAACAUUUACAAUCUUUGGAAUGAUUUAAAGCUUUUAGUUUAAUGUCAAUGUAAGUUACAUGUAACAGUUAAAAUCAAACCUUUUUAUGUCGAAGAGCAAUGGAAGUGAGUAAAAAAACUAUCAUAUACCUAUUUUUCAGCAAUACAUACUGAAACUGAAGCAUACCAAGUCAAGGAUUAGCAAUAAAAGAGGAAAGAGUAUUCCUUUAGAGUAACUUUCAAACUCGGGAGUCAAAUCAUUUCCAUAUUCCUUUUUUUUCUUCUUCACAUAUGUUCAAAAGACAAGAAGUAGCUAGAGAAGCAUUACAAACUCAAGAGUUUAUUCUUAAUUUGAGCUUACCAUGCAUGUGCUUAAAAACUUCCAUUGCUCCCUUUUAGCCGAAGUAUCUCCCUUCUUGAUUCAAGCUGCAAGAACCCAAACAAAA